Penicillium waksmanii is the source of this 825-nucleotide messenger RNA. RefSeq lists its product as uncharacterized. Bases 1 to 825 code for a protein of 274 amino acids. The transcript has a single exon. NCBI's taxonomy places the organism in Eukaryota, Fungi, Ascomycota, Eurotiomycetes, Eurotiales, Aspergillaceae. The record is from RefSeq and is a predicted model, not a curated record. Gene Ontology annotation, cellular component: mitochondrion.
AUGGAGUGUCUUUCGGCGGGCAGGCACUCGCUCCGGAGAACGAGAGUCGUUCCUUUUAACCUAUCACAUCGUCCUCGACCAUUAUCUCUUACGAAUCGGUCCCAUGUCUUCCUUCCGACCCCGCGGCGCAAGGGCGCCCACACCCAAUCCCAACCCGUCACUCAAGAGAACCAAGACAACAAAAGUUCUCCAAAAAUCGCAAAAUCAGGCCAGGCAUACCCUAUUUCGGGAUAUUACUCUGUGAUCCUCAACACGCCUUCUCCCUAUCACGGUCAUGCACCCGUUGAGCGCUCAACCGAGGCCCAGCCGGAAACCCAGACGCAGCCCGAGGACAGACCGGCCCCGACAACGAUGGCCGAAGCACAAACACCCCAAGAGAGAAUGGCAAUCGUUUUUGGCACACGCCUUGCAGGACCGGGCCGCCAAUCACGUUACAAUCCCGGCGAAGCACCACCGGUAGAACAGUGGAAGAAAAUCAACGGUAUCCCGGUCCCGCCUCGGCCCGAAGAACCCGAAAAUUGCUGCAUGAGCGGCUGUGUCAACUGCGUCUGGGACGGAUUCCGCGAUGAGAUGGAAGAAUGGGCUGCCAUUGUCGCAAAUGCGAAGGCGAAGGGUGGUAGUAGCCCUGUAACUGGUGCGUCGCCAGGAUCCGCAGCUAGUCCACCCAGUCUGAGUAUGGAUGAUGAUGGUGGUGGCAGCGAAACGAAUUGGCCGGCGCCGAAUCAGGAAGAGGAUUUGUUCUCUGAUAUUCCUGUCGGCAUUCGCGAGUUUAUGAAGACGGAGAAGAAGUUGAAGGUGAAACAUCAGAAAGAGGCAGCGGCUUAA